AUGGCUGACGGCGAUGUGCUCCCUUCCUAUAAUGCGUUGUUCCCGGAGGAAGAGACUAACACCGUCAUCAAUGGCCGAAGACGGUACACGACGAUCACUCUCCGUGAGAUCUACUACCCUGGGGGCUGUCCUUGCCAUCCCAAGGAGAAGAAACUGUCCAAGAAGCGAAAGACACGCACGACCGACCAUCUCCGAGCGUUCAGCGAGUCAGAGCAGCGAAAGUUCGAGUCGUUCGACAAACAGCAACGCCAGCAGCAACAGCAACAACAACAACUCUUCAAAUCUGAUGAACACGGCCGUUUCCAACACGAGUGGCCUGGCCCCGUCCGUCGAUUCGAAAUCCUCAAAAGCACGACCUUGGGACUGGUUUGCCCGCAGAACCUCCUGCUAAGCGUCAUCGAUGCCGAUGUCGGGACCGUCCACACGGACCGUCUCAUCGAUCUUUCGACGCUUCCUACUUUCCGUCAUGAACCGGCUUUUGUGACCAGUACCAUGAAGUGGUGGAAGCAGAAAUUUAUUCUUCCACCUUCGUUUCAGAUCAUGCCUGGCACUGCUGUCCAGGGGCACCCGCAGCACAAGUGGCUGCGAGGCGGGGAUUUCACUCAGACGGGAAGUGAAGUCACUGGUCAGCUCAGAGAGACCUUCAACAAUUCUCCACCGGACGAACCAUACCCUCUGGCAGAGAUCAACUACCAGGGUUGGCAGGGCUUCACUCGAAUGUCCAUCUCACUGACCCUCUACAACAUAACCCCGGACAUGCACUACGCUCUUCCGGCCACGCAAGAUCCUCAGAACCCCGUCCACGAGAUCCGUUCCCACUAUACCAUUGCUCGCCGGGGCUGGAAGCGCGAGUACACCAUGACCGGUUCGCCGUCAUCGCCGAACUACAAAUGGCAUUCCCCCCCAAGCCACAACAGUGAGGUCCUCUCCACUCCGGCAGUGGACGACGGCUUUCACCCGGCCAAUGGAAACCUUCUACUGGAAGACUCCCAGGGGACGCUUGUGGCGGUGUAUAAGCAGAGACGCGACCACCAGGUCUUGGGCGCCUUGACGGUCUUCUUGGCCAAUGUCGCCGGAGGUACAAGCAGAGAGUCCCACCUUGAUGAGAACGGGUUUGGGAAUGGGCAUGGGCUUGGACAUCGACGUGAACGCGGACACGGCCAUGAAAGUAGGAGUAUCGAGAUACCUGACAGAGGGAUCUCUCUCGAGGCUGUGGUGGCGAGCUGCCUCGCCGUGGUCGUCUAUGAGCGGGUCGGAUGGCAGAAUCUCCUGGGCAACUGA
This is a messenger RNA of Fonsecaea multimorphosa CBS 102226, 1281 nucleotides long. RefSeq lists its product as uncharacterized. The transcript is spliced from 2 exons. Bases 1 to 1281 code for a protein of 426 amino acids. NCBI's taxonomy places the organism in Eukaryota, Fungi, Ascomycota, Eurotiomycetes, Chaetothyriales, Herpotrichiellaceae. The record is from RefSeq and is a predicted model, not a curated record.